AUGACCAAAUCAUACAGCGAGAACGGGCUGAUGGGCGAGUCUCAGCCCCAAGGUCCCCCAAGCUGGACAGACGAGUGUCUCAGUUCUCAGGACGAGGAACACGAGGCAGACAAGAAGGAGGACGAGCUCGAAGCCAUGAAUGCGGAGGAAGACUCUCUGAGAAAUGGAGGAGAGGAGGAGGAUGAAGAUGAGGACCUGGAGGAAGAGGAGGAGGAAGAAGAGGAGGAGGAUGAUCAAAAGCCCAAGAGACGGGGACCCAAAAAGAAAAAGAUGACCAAGGCGCGCCUAGAGCGUUUUAAAUUAAGGCGCAUGAAGGCCAACGCCCGUGAGCGGAACCGCAUGCACGGACUGAACGCAGCACUGGACAACCUGCGCAAAGUGGUACCCUGCUACUCCAAGACCCAGAAGCUGUCCAAGAUCGAGACUCUGCGCUUAGCCAAAAACUACAUUUGGGCUCUGUCAGAGAUCUUGCGCUCAGGCAAAAGCCCUGACCUGGUCUCCUUCGUUCAAACGCUCUGCAAAGGUUUGUCCCAGCCUACCACCAACCUGGUCGCUGGCUGCCUGCAGCUCAACCCCCGGACUUUCCUGCCCGAGCAGAACCCGGACAUGCCCCCGCAUCUGCCCACUGCCAGCGCUUCCUUCCCGGUGCACCCGUACUCCUACCAGUCCCCUGGGCUACCAAGCCCUCCCUAUGGCACCAUGGACAGCUCCCACGUCUUCCAUGUCAAGCCGCCGCCACACGCCUACAGCGCUGCUCUGGAGCCCUUCUUUGAGAGCCCCCUGACUGAUUGCACCAGUCCUUCCUUUGACGGACCCCUUAGCCCACCGCUCAGCAUCAAUGGCAACUUCUCUUUCAAACACGAACCAUCCGCCGAGUUUGAAAAAAAUUAUGCCUUUACCAUGCACUACCCUGCAGCGACCCUGGCAGGGCCCCAAAGCCACGGAUCAAUCUUCUCCGGUGCCGCUGCCCCUCGCUGCGAGAUCCCCAUAGACAAUAUUAUGUCUUUUGAUAGCCAUUCGCAUCAUGACCGAGUCAUGAGUGCCCAGCUCAAUGCCAUCUUUCACGAUUAG
Messenger RNA from Arvicola amphibius (Eurasian water vole), 1071 nucleotides. RefSeq names its product neuronal differentiation 1 (gene Neurod1). The transcript has a single exon. Gene Ontology annotation, molecular function: protein dimerization activity. Lineage: Eukaryota; Metazoa; Chordata; Mammalia; Rodentia; Cricetidae. The record is from RefSeq and is a predicted model, not a curated record. Gene Ontology annotation, biological process: regulation of DNA-templated transcription; nervous system development. Bases 1 to 1071 code for a protein of 356 amino acids.